This is a messenger RNA of Fibroporia radiculosa, 420 nucleotides long. RefSeq lists its product as uncharacterized. The transcript is spliced from 4 exons. The record is from RefSeq and is a predicted model, not a curated record. Lineage: Eukaryota; Fungi; Basidiomycota; Agaricomycetes; Polyporales; Fibroporiaceae. The coding region runs from base 1 to 420 and encodes 139 amino acids.
AUGACUAUUAGCACCGGCCGCUAUAUCAUUCAGAAUGUUCGCAGCAAGAACCAGCUCCAGCUCGCUGACCCAAACGAUGGAUCCCCACUGCAAGCCACUGCCCCAGGUAGCCUAGGGAGUCUCCCUGUCCUGUGGAACAUCGUCCAGCUCGGGAACGGCAAAUAUACCUUUCAAAACCAAACUCACGCCUCAUACGCCUCUUGCGGGAAUCGUGCUUCACUUGAUGCUGAGAUUGUUGGGCGCGACCGUCCCCAGCAGUUCGCCAUCCAGGAGGGCAGAGUUCGAGGACGCUACACCAUCUCUCCUACUGAUUCCACGAAUCUGUGCUGGGGCCUUCCAGAUGACGAGCUCGACACACCGGCUGUUCUCGCCUCCUCCUUCACUGAUUCGCGCAACCAAUGGGAGUUCAUCAGAUCCUGA